CAUUAACUUUGACAGUUGAAAAUUGUUCGUUAAGUGUUGUGCAUCGGCCAAUAUUUCUCUGGGUUUUUGGUUGCAAAGUGGUAUAGUGAAUUAAACAAAAAAGUUAUUUAUUAAAUACGAAAACUAAAAUGCAAUUAGAAAGGAAAAAGUCAUACAAAAGCCAGAUACGGACUAGAAAUAAACAUUGUUUGCAAAAAGACACGUCCAGUGAUACAAAUAAACAGUCAUCGGUACGUUGUUUAUCAUCUUCAGGCGCUCCAUUAGCCCCAACGCUCUUGUUGCCAUCCAUACUGCUGCUUGAAAAAAGUGAAAAAUCAAUGCUUCAUCAUUUAUUAUGUUGCCCGGAUGCACUUCAAUCUCGACGUAGCAAUCACAGUGCAUCCAAUCGUUCCCGUGUGCAUUCAAAAGUGCAAAGCCUUCCUAUACUCGUGUUAUCUAUAAUUGCUAUAUAUGAAUGCUUUUCUUUUGGCAUCUGUGCAGAAAUCAAAAGUAAAAGUGGUUUAUUGAGUGGAUCAUUAGAAACAUCAGGGGGCGAUCUGGUACCUAGAAUUAUCGAAAAUGUUCCUAGCGAAAGCAAGAGCAAUGCAUCUGUGGCGCAAUACUCAGAUUCAGCACAACUUAAACAUCGAAUUGCACGUGAUACCACCAUUGAUGAUCUUAAAGUUAUUGGAUUUCGUGUAGAGUCUAGCAACAAUGAAAUCGAUUAUCACGACGGAGGCGUGCCAAGUGUUCUUAAAGACGCCGAUUUCACAAUGCGAAUUUUCGGCAAAGGUAUUACACCAGAUACGGUUAUAACAUUUACUACCAUAUCCAACACGUUCGGUGGAAAAUGUCAAAUACCGGCAACAUUAUUGUACAAACCUAUAGAAGGUUCAGCGACCAACGAAUCUGCAGUCUAUCGGUUGUCACUUCCAAAACUAGACAAAGCCAUGACCAAUGGCAGCGAAAUAUUUUACUUGUGUGCUAAAAAUGAUCCGCAAAUGGACAUAGGAACCGCUACAGAUACUAAACCAAUGGUACAUCAAGGCGGAGAUAUUUAUCUCCAAAUGCGAACAUAUGAAAAUUUGCUGCCAAUCUGGCUAUCAAUUGUCAUCAUCCUUGUUUGUUUGGGCUUCUCUUCACUAUUUUCGGGUCUCAAUUUGGGUCUGAUGUCACUUGAUCGUACUGAGUUGAAGAUCCUUUGCAACACUGGUUCGGCUCGCGAACGACAAUAUGCCAGAAUUAUUCAACCAGUCCGUGAUCAAGGAAAUUUCUUACUCUGCAGUAUUCUAUUGGGUAAUGUGUUGGUGAACUCUACAUUCACUAUUCUCUUGGAUGGAUUAACGUCGGGUCUUUUUGCUGUUAUUGUGUCCACGCUUGCAAUUGUUAUAUGUGGUGAAAUCACACCUCAGGCUGUUUGUUCUCGUCACGGUUUGGCGAUAGGUGCUAAAACAAUUGGAAUUACAAAAGUAGUAAUGGUGCUCACAUUCCCAAUGUCAUAUCCGAUUUCAAAAAUGUUAGAUUGUGCGUUGGGUGAAGAAAUCGGUAAUGUUUAUAAUCGGGAGCGUCUAAAGGAAUUGGUGAAGGUCACAACUGGUGUUAACGAUCUAGAUAAGAAUGAAGUCAAUAUUAUUUCUGGUGCACUGGAGUUGCGUAAAAAGACUGUAUCCGAUGUAAUGACACAUAUCGAUGAUGCUUUCAUGCUAUCACUUGACUCUGUUUUAGACUUUUCAACUGUGUCGGAUAUUAUGAAGUCAGGUUUCUCCCGUAUACCCGUCUACGAUGGGGAUAGGAAAAAUAUCGUUACCCUGUUGUACAUUAAAGACUUGGCAUUUGUUGAUACCGAUGAUAAUACCCCAUUACGUACGCUUUGCGAGUUCUAUCAGAAUCCUGUACAUUUCGUUUUUGAGGAUAUGACUCUGGAUCUUAUGUUUAAUCAAUUUAAAGAUGGUACGAUCGGCCAUAUUGCAUUUGUACAUCGCGUAAACAACGAGGGUGACGGCGAUCCAUUCUAUGAAACAAUCGGUCUCGUAACUCUUGAAGAUGUUAUUGAAGAGUUAAUUCAGGCUGAGAUUGUUGAUGAAACGGACGUAUACAUCGACAAUCGCACGAAGGUGCGUCGCAAUCGCAGCAAAAAGCAGGACUUCUCCGCUUUUGCUGAACGUCGUGAAAAUCAAAAAAUACGCAUUUCUCCACAACUCACACUGGCCACGUUCCAGUAUUUAAGUACAUCUGUCGAUGCCUUUAAAAAGGAAGUCGUUUCCGAAACAAUCUUGCGGCGCCUACUUAAUCAAGAUAUUAUCCAUGCCAUCAAGUGCAAGGGUAAAAGCAAAGAUGAUCCCCGUCUGUUUAUUUACCAACAAGGAAAGGCAGUGGAUUUCUUCGUACUUAUUUUAGAAGGACGUGUCGAAGUAACUGUUGGUAAAGAGAAUUUACUCUUCGAAAGUGGCGCAUUUACUUACUUUGGUACCGCAGCACUUCAACCAAAUGUUGUUGUUGAUUCGCCUACUCAACAAUUACGUGGAUCUAUUCAGUCAUUGAACAUAGAUGCCAAGAUUCGCCAGACAUUUAUACCAGACUAUUCGGUUCGUGCAGUCACUGAUGUCGUCUACAUCGCUAUAAAGCGUAGCCUUUACUUAACUGCCAAGAAAGCGACACUUUUAGAAAAGACCCGCAAGAGUGGCAUUGAAAUAAACAGUGAAAUAACUGAUGAUGAAGUGGAAAAG
Molecule: messenger RNA, 2705 nt
Organism: Rhagoletis pomonella (apple maggot)
Lineage: Eukaryota; Metazoa; Arthropoda; Insecta; Diptera; Tephritidae
Gene: uex
Product: metal transporter CNNM4
Biological process (GO): magnesium ion homeostasis; transport
Cellular component (GO): plasma membrane
Molecular function (GO): transmembrane transporter activity
Source: RefSeq, a predicted model, not a curated record